CACCGACGACUUUAGACGCCUGAUUCUACGACAUUUUCACAGUUUUGCAAGACACCAAGCUCAGAUAACCAAUUUCCAGUCAUAUAGCUCACGCGAGGCUGCGUCAGUUCUAAGCCGCAAUGCCCCUAUUUGAUACCCUCGACGCUUCUUUAGUCGACAGCCCGUUCCGCGGCCCAAAGUUCGUACCGCUGAGCAGCUUAAAAACCAUCAUCACCAAAGCCAGUGUGGAGCAGGAGUUGUCCCCUAUCACUCGACUUCGCAAUCCUCAACUGUCUCGCAAUAUCGUUAAAAACGCCCGGAAGGUCUUUUCCAUACUUGUCUUCAUAGACAAGGCUUCUGCCAUCAAAGAACUAUACAGAGACGGGCUCACGGACGAUCAGCUCCCUCUCUCAAGCAGGAAAGACGACGCUGGUCGUAUUACCCCGUUCGCUGACCAUGGAAAGAAAACAUUUGCUUCCUUCGGGAGCUGGAAGACCGUGUCCAUCAAAUCAUUUCUCGACAAGCAGUGGCUCUUGUUAUCACCCGUAUUUGACAAGACUGGGAGGCAUUUUGAUCUCAACCCCGCUUGUGCCUUACCAAUGUUCCAAGAGACAUUAGAGGUGGCCACUGGCCCCUACAACGCCGUACACCAAGGUUGGAUCCAUCCUGCCCACCAGCGAGUGUCCAAAGUGAGUGACGUACUUUUGCUCCGAGGAGGUGGAACAGCACUAAUAGAGUUGUUAACGAAUCAGCAUUGCGGAGAAAAUGGGCUUAGAGUCGCCCUCAAGGAGUUCAGGGGGGAAUUUAACAUAGCCAAGUCCAACUUUGAAAAGGAAUGGGAGAAUCUGAGUCACAUCCAACAGCACAACCACCCGCACCUCAUCAAGCAUAUCGCAACCUGGCAAGCCGGGAACAAGUUCUUCGUCAUGUUCGAAUGGGCCGACGGCGGAAGCCUCUGGGACUUUUGGGAGCGCGAGAAGCCCGGGGCGCCGAGCCAAGAGGUCGUCUUGUGGUCGUUGCGUCAGAUCCGCGGCCUCGUCAGCGCCCUCGAGGCUCUGCACAGCCUCAACUGCCGCCACGGCGAUCUCAAACCCGAAAACAUCCUCCAUUUUAGAGACCGCGGCGAGAAGCCCGAAAGCAGCAGUGGACGAGGCAUCCUGGUGAUGGCAGACGUCGGCGUUUCUCGAGUCCACAAGCAGAUGACGCACCUCAGAACCGGUCCGACCACCACCAGGGCCACGACGAUAUCGUACCAGGCCCCCGAGACCGACACGGACCCAUUGGUUGCGAGGUCCCGCGCCUAUGAUGCGUGGUCGAUUGGUUGUAUCUUGUUGGAGCAUAUCGUCUGGCUGCUGUACGGCCCUCAAGGCAUUGAGGGCUUUAGGAAACGCAGAGAGAGCAAGGCGUUUGACGGAACCUACCGCAGUGCCAAUUUCUACAGCCUGACGAUUAGCCAUCUGGAGAGGAGGGCCGAGAUCCACCAUGCCGUGGAAGAUGCAAUGGACGCCCUUCAACGGGAUCCCCGUUGUCAGGCGGGUACGGCUUUGGGCGACCUCCUCAAGCUGAUCCGGGAAGGCCUUCUGAAGAUCGACCCGCAAGACCGGUUCACAGCUCCCGAAAUUCAGGAUGUUGUGGAAAGGAUUGUUCGGGACGCCAGGCCAGAUUCUCUGUACUUGCUCAACACGUCAAAUCGGCCCUCACCGGUUCCGUCGAUAUUCAGAUAUGUUAGUCCUCCUGUUUCUUAGAUGGAUGGUUUCAACAGAGAGAUAUGCUACUUCUUUUUUUGGUCCUGCGAUGGCACGAACCAUACUUUCUCGGCAUUUUACAAUCCUUGGCUUUGGUGACGUUUGAGACCAUGGCAAUUUCG
This is a messenger RNA of Colletotrichum destructivum, 1846 nucleotides long. RefSeq names its product Putative protein kinase. Gene Ontology annotation, molecular function: ATP binding; protein serine/threonine kinase activity. NCBI's taxonomy places the organism in Eukaryota, Fungi, Ascomycota, Sordariomycetes, Glomerellales, Glomerellaceae. The transcript has a single exon. The record is from RefSeq and is a predicted model, not a curated record. The coding region runs from base 120 to 1724 and encodes 534 amino acids. Gene Ontology annotation, biological process: peptidyl-serine phosphorylation; peptidyl-threonine phosphorylation.